Messenger RNA from Schizophyllum commune H4-8, 936 nucleotides. Its product is annotated as ubiquinone biosynthesis O-methyltransferase. Gene Ontology annotation, molecular function: 2-methoxy-6-polyprenyl-1,4-benzoquinol methyltransferase activity. Gene Ontology annotation, biological process: ubiquinone biosynthetic process. The record is from RefSeq and is a predicted model, not a curated record. The coding region runs from base 1 to 936 and encodes 311 amino acids. NCBI's taxonomy places the organism in Eukaryota, Fungi, Basidiomycota, Agaricomycetes, Agaricales, Schizophyllaceae. The transcript is spliced from 3 exons.
AUGUUUGUUCCCUUCGCGCGCGCACUCAUCGUCGCGCGUCCACGGCUCGCGCGAUGCCUGCAGACAAGUGCGGCGGUGACUGGAGGAUCGGUGAACCCUGAAGAAAUCGCAUUCUUUUCAAAGCUUUCUUCGCAAUGGUGGGACGAGACGGGCGAGUUCGGCUUCCUGCACCGGAUGAACCCCCUACGCGUGCAGUUCAUACGCGACAAGCUGCAUGAAGUCGCGCUAGACGAGAGGCCGGACGACUUCCGAGCACCUGGAAAGAACACGGUCUCACCAGCUGACGUCCUGCGCGACUUGAACGUCCUGGACGUAGGAUGUGGUGGCGGAUUGUUGUCUGAGAGUUUAGCGCGCCUGGGCGCGAAUACCCUCGCUAUAGACGCAUCCCAAUCCAACAUCCAAAUUGCCUCCCUCCACGCCUCCUCCGAUCCCUCCCUCAGCCCAAACCUCGAAUACCGUCACAGCGCCGCGGAGGCCCUGGUCGAAGAGGGCAAGCAAUUCGACGUGGUAUGUUCCAUGGAGGUCCUCGAGCACGUCGACCACCCCGCCGCCUUCCUCGACACCUGCAGCCGUCUACUCAAGCCGAACGGCCAUCUUUUCCUCUCUACGAUGGCGCGCACACCCCUCGCGUACUUCCUCACCAUCUUCAUGGCGGAGAACGUGCUCGCAAGAGUCUCUCCCGGCACGCAUACGUACUCGAAGUACAUCAACCCCAGCGAGCUGAUGGACCACUUCAAGGAGGUGCGCUACGUUAAAGCAACCUACCAGAGAGGCUGGAUUGGCAGUCAGCUACCGAUGCGCAUGCAAGCAGAGGUGCGAGGGAUGAUAUACAACCCCUUGAGCGGUCGCUGGUCCCUUGCCCCGCGCGACGCUUGGGGCGCGGACAACUGCAACUACGUAUUCUGGGUGCGCAAGCCCGCUGUAGAGAGCAAGUGA